AUGUGUAUAAGUGACGUGGGAAUUAAGCAUCUAAAAGCGGUUGUAAAGGACAUCAUGCGGCGCGUUUUACGAGGGCUGAUCCGGACAGAGUGUCGAGUGGCGCAAGUGUGUUCGCUGCGGUACAUGCAAAUUUGCGAGGAUGUGCGCAACAUUGCGGUGAUCGCCCACGUCGACCAUGGCAAGACCACUCUGGUGGACAGUAUGCUAAAGCAGUCGGGUACUUUAGCAGAGGCCAGAAACCGCGUGAUGGAUAGUAAAGAUCAGGAGAAGGAGCGGGGCAUUACGAUUCUUGCGAAGAACACUGCCAUUUUGCUACCCAAGAGAACUCCAGCUGAGCCACGGCGUCGCAUUAAUAUUGUGGACACCCCUGGCCACUUGGAUUUUUCAGGUGAGGUGGAACGCGCCCUUCAAAUGGUAGAAGGGAUUAUUUUGCUGGUCGACGCCAAGGAAGGGGUACGCCCUGGGACUCGGUAUGUUCUUCGCAAAUCUCUUAGCCUUAACCUCAAGCCGAUUGUUUGCCUCAACAAGAUUGAUAAGGACGACACGAACAUUAGAAGGACGGAGGAGGCCAUACAAGAUCUUUUCUUGGAGACCGCCGAGAAUGAGGACCAACUUGAGAUUCAUUUUAUGUUUGGCUCUGGUCGUGAUGGUUACAUGAACGAUACCCCGAAGAAGGAAGGUACCCUUGAACCUCUCUUUGAAAAAAUAUUCAGCAUUGUGCCUGCUCCUCAGGCCAAAAAGGACGUUGGCCUGCAAAUGCUUGUGGCCCAAGUCGAGGUAGAUGAAGUCACGGGGCAUAAGAUUGCUAUUGGUCGCAUUUUUAAUGGCACCGUGUCAGUUGAUGAUAUUGUGACGGUUGUUUUGGAAGACAAGGAGGUGGAUGCCCUUGUCAAAAAUAUCCAGCUCUUCGUCGGGGUUGAGAGGGCCACCGUUCAAAGCGCUUCCUACGGUGAUAUUUGUAUUCUUACUCUGCAAGAACCCAUUGGCCAGAAGGUGCCUAUCAAGAUUGGGAGUACUGUCUGUCAACAAGGCGUGGUGAACCGAUUACCGUAUCGCAAGCCCGAUGAGCCCACCUACAGUCUUGUGAUGCAAGCCAGUGAAGCAUCAUGGCGAAAAAAAGAAGCAGACGAACGCUUGGGAACUAUUGUGGCUUUACAGAAACGGUUGGAACGUGAAGCGAUGGUAAACACUGCGCUACAACUUUUGGGUUUGGGGACACCACACAUUACACUAAUGGGUCGUGGUCCGCUUCAUCUUUCUGUCAUUGUGGAGGACAUGCGGCGCGAAGGGUAUGAGUUUGAGAUUCAAGCACCCCGUAUCUUAACGAGGGUUAUCGACGGAGUCAACUGUGAGCCGUACGAACGAAUUCAUUUGGAGUUUCGUGAUGAGCUUGUGUCGGACAUUGUGUCUUUUUUAAGCAGCAAAAUGGGGGAACUUGGAGACAUUACGCAACUGUCGAACGGGCGUGUACUAGUAGAUUGUGUCAUGCCUGUUCGAUUCAUGUCACAAGUUCCCCUGCGCUUUCACACGCUGACAAGGGGAGACGGCGUGCUUAACCACAACUUUGAGGCAUAUCGUCCCAUGACCUCCGUGGACACGGCACGCGAGACGGGCGCGCUGAUUUCCGUGGAAGGUGGUGAGGUGACAGAGUGGUCGCUCUCUGGACAGGCGCAGCAGGGCCGUUUCUUUGUUGUACCAGGCGACAUUGUUCACUAUGGGCAAAUAGUGGGGGAGAACAGCAAGACGCUCUACCAAAAUCUUGGAAUAAAUGUCUGUAAGCGCAACGAGCAGCUUGGCGGGCUGCGCUCGAACGCUAACGACAAGUUGAGCCGAAGAAGGUCUUCCUUCACCGCAUUUCGUGCCACCUUUGAGGACUGUGUCGCGUGGGUGACAGAUGACGAAUUGGUUACAGUGACACCAAAAUCCAUUCGUAUGCGGCAGCCGAACUUCAACGGUAAAACAACAAUGCGGAGUGCUGUUAAAAAGAAGUGA
This is a messenger RNA of Trypanosoma rangeli, 1992 nucleotides long. Its product is annotated as putative elongation factor. Gene Ontology annotation, molecular function: GTP binding; GTPase activity. The record is from RefSeq and is a predicted model, not a curated record. The transcript has a single exon. NCBI's taxonomy places the organism in Eukaryota, Euglenozoa, Kinetoplastea, Trypanosomatida, Trypanosomatidae. Gene Ontology annotation, cellular component: ribonucleoprotein complex; cytosol. The coding region runs from base 1 to 1992 and encodes 663 amino acids.